AUGUCUGACUUUGGCGGCGACGACCACGACGACCGCGAAGACGGAGGUAUCGACUACGAGCCAGCGGAGGACUUCUUCGACGACACCGCGGCCGAUGACUUUGCAGCCGAAGACCAGCCGGAGGAAGGCUACGCUGUGCUGAACGGCGACGGACAGCCGGCCACUGCCAACGGAGAGAACGGCGACCCCAAUGCCUCCUCGGGCCAGCAGGGGAAGGUCAUGCUGCAGCAGCGUGAGAAGAAGGUCGCCAACGACCAGCGGACUACUACACCGUACAUGACCAAGUACGAGCGCGCGAGAGUACUGGGCACGCGUGCGCUGCAGAUUAGCAUGAAUGCGCCUAUCCUGGUUGACCUGGAAGGUGAAACUGAUCCGCUACAAAUCGCCCUGAAGGAGCUGAACCAGAAGAAGAUCCCCCUGAUUAUCAGGAGAUAUCUCCCGGACGGAUGGUACGAGGACUGGACAUGCGAAGAGCUUCUCUAG
Arthroderma uncinatum is the source of this 483-nucleotide messenger RNA. RefSeq names its product DNA-directed RNA polymerase I. Gene Ontology annotation, cellular component: RNA polymerase I complex; RNA polymerase II, core complex; RNA polymerase III complex. Lineage: Eukaryota; Fungi; Ascomycota; Eurotiomycetes; Onygenales; Arthrodermataceae. Gene Ontology annotation, molecular function: DNA-directed RNA polymerase activity; DNA binding. The record is from RefSeq and is a predicted model, not a curated record. Gene Ontology annotation, biological process: DNA-templated transcription. The transcript has 4 exons. The coding region runs from base 1 to 483 and encodes 160 amino acids.